AUGCAACAACCUCUACCACCACUGCCACAACAACCACUGCCACAACAACCACCACUACAACAACCACCACUACUACAACAACCACCACUACAACAACCAACACAAAAUCUAAAAAAAGUCUUGCCAUCACAACCUAGAGGGAAAGUACAACGACCAUCGCAAACAGUAGUUCCAACAUCUAACGUUAAUAAUAAUACUCGACAUCAAAAAAAUCCAUCAUCAGAAAAUACACAACGAUCUAAAAAAAAUCAACGACUACCUCCCGUUGAACCUCAACCAAAGAAACCAAUAAAACAAAAAACACCUAAAGUACAAAAACUUCCUGAACCUCAAAAGCUGCAAAAACAAAAGUCCAUAAAACCAAAAUUACUUAAAGUACAAGAAUCUCAUGAAUUUCAUGAGCCACAGAAACAAAAACUACAAAAGUUACCAGAACCUCAACCAAAGAAACAACCACAAAAACAAAAAUCCAUAAAACCACAUAAAGUACAAGAAUCUCUUGAAUCUCCACAAUCACAAAAACAAACAUCCAUAAAACAAAAACCAUCUAAACUGCAAGAACCUCAACCAAAGAAACAACCACAACCACAAAGACAAAAAUCACAACCACAACCACAACCACAAAUUACAAAUAAUAAUGUUCUGCAACCAGCAUCGAAUAAUAAUGGUUCAAGAAAAGUCCAAACAAAAAAUCGGAAACAACCACAGCAACAACAAACUCGAACAAAAGAAGUCCCACGAAAGCGAGUACCAAGGCAAAGACGUCGGCCACAACCAAACAGACAAGCAGACGAGCAAGAUCUAAAUCAAGAUGAUGAUGUAUCUGCACAAAAUUGUGAGGAUGACCAAAAUGAUAGUACUGAAGAUGCUGAAAAUAGUGAAGAUGGUGAAUUCUUUGCAGAAAAUCUAUAUGAUAAAGAUGCUGAAGAUGAUGACGAUAAUGAAGACGUUGAAGAUGAUGAUGAUAACGAAGACGAAGUAGACCAAGAUGAAGAAGAUGAAACAAAUGAGGCAGACGAAGAUGAAGAAGUAGAACAAGAAGAUGAAGAUGAAACAAAUGAGGCAGACGAAGAUGAAGAAGUGGACGAAGAUGAAGAUGAAACAAAUGAGGUAGACGAAGAAGACGAUUAUGUGAAUGAUGAUGUAGAUGACAAUGUAGAUGAUGAAGAUGAUUUAGAUGAUUUUGACAUUGGUUCUGGAGGUGGCGCUUUUGACAUGACUUCAUUAAAUGAUUCUCUUGAUGCUGGUGGUGGAUUUGAUCUUGGUGGUGGUGGUGGAUUCGAUUUCGGUGGUGGAGAUGGUGGAUUUGAUCUUGGUGGUGGUGGUGGAUUCGAUUUCGGUGGUGGAGAUGGAUUCGAUUUUGGUGGUGAUUGUGGAGAUUUUUAA
Messenger RNA from Entrophospora sp. SA101, 1386 nucleotides. The record is from the annotation of a GenBank genome assembly. NCBI's taxonomy places the organism in Eukaryota, Fungi, Glomeromycota, Glomeromycetes, Entrophosporales, Entrophosporaceae.